CGUCUCAGCUCAGUCAGUGACGAACGCGCUAAGCGAACGCAACGCAAAACGCAAAGCGAAAACCAAAGCGAGCCAACAGCGGCAAACAACAACAACAAUACAGAUAACGACUAAAAGGAAGAGCGAACCGAAACGAAACGAACAAGUGUCGUGUGCUUUGGCAGUCAGUGCAGCUAAAACUUUGCGGUUUAACGGUAGUGUGUGUGUGUGUGUGUGUGAGUGUGAGCUUCUCUCUCCUUCUCACUCCCCAGCUUCAGCUGCGUUUUCGUUUAUCUUCGCUUUUUUUUUUCUUGAUUUUUUGACUGUUCGCGUUUCAUUGAUCACACCACGCAGCAUCUGCGCAUGUAUUAGUGUGAGUGUGUCGCUCUGUGUGUGAGAUUACUCGUACUUAUUAUUAUUAGUUUUUUUUUCUGUAUUUAUUUUGGUUGAUGUGCUUGUGUGUGUGUUGAAGUGAAAUGGAAUUUGUUGAAUUUUAAUUGCACGCAGCAGCAGCAACAGCUUCAAGAGCUGAGAGAUCAACGGAGCAACAGUGAAACAGAAACAGAGACAUUUCAUUCAACUUGCUAAUGAAAAAACAACAACAACAACAACAACAACAGCAUCAACGAAGACCAAGUGAAAAUUGCUGAUAAAUAACAAUAACAACAACAACAAGAAGAAGAAAAUCAUCACCACCGGCAAAUAUAAUUUCAACAAAGGAAAACCUCAGUUGCUCUUCAAUUAACCAGCCUCCUCACCAAUCUCCAAUCUCCAUUCUCCUCGCCAAUGAGCCAGUGACCAGUGACAUCAGCAAAAUGGCAGCAAUCGGUAAUCCAGCGAACAACAACGCUAAUGAAUUCAAUGGCAGACACUCGGCAUCGCCAGCACGCACCAUCGAUUCGCAUGACUCCACCACGGGCAGCAUGGACACAAUUGUCGAUCGCAGUCUGAAUCGCGAGGAACUGCUGCAGGUGGCCAACACCAUUGAGCAGAGCACUAAUGCCACAAAUGCUGGCAAUGGUGGCAGUUUGACCAAUUCACAAAUUGCCAUGCUGCAGUCGGACAACGAGCAACAGCAACGCAAUCAUCAGCAACAGCAACAACUGCAGCAACAGGAGCAUGAGGCACGCCAGCAAUUGGAUGCACAAAGUCAUAUCUAUUCGAGUCCCGUUUACGAUGAGAAACCAAUGCCGCCAUUGAAGUUAACAGCGGCCACGCUGCUGGCCAACGUCGAUGACAACGCAAAGAAACCGAAACUGAUCAGCCACGAGGAGUUCAAGCAACAACUGGAGGAGGCCAUGGCCACUCGCAAUCAACAGGCACCAACAGCAGCAGCAGCAGCGUCUGCGAAGAGCAUCAGCAACACCAUCGAUUCGCGCAUCAGCAAGAAGCAACGUUGUCCGCCGGAGUUUAUCAAAUACAAGGGCGGCAGCGGCAGUGGCAGUGGGAGUGGCAGCGAUGCGGCCGGCUCCACCAUGUCGGCGAAGGUGCGACGCAAGCGUCGGGCGAGCAAUGAAUGCUGUUCGGCGUUUCCAUUGCAGAUUGUGCUGGGCACGUUGCAACUGGUUUUGGCCAUUUCACUGGUGGCACUUGGAUCGCUGUUGAUUGUCCGUGACGCGGCCUUGUCAAUGGCCGGCUGUGGCAUUUGGACGGGCCUCAUUGCGGCCGUUACGGGCUCCUUGGGCGUGGUCAGCAUGCGCAAAACGCAAACGGCCUUUCUGGCUCUCAGUUUGGUGUGCAUUGCCAGCAGCACGCUGGCGUUGGCCAUUUCUGGUGUGGGACUGUCGCGUGACCUCAAUCGCUUGGCCGAACAAAAGGGUGAACAGUUUGACCUGAUGAAUGCCAAUAGCGAAGUUUCAGCUGCUUGCGGUUUAAUAUUUGCCCUAUUUUUGCACUUUGUGGUCAGCAUUGUUUCGGUUUAUCGCUGCGCCCUCCAGAUUUGCACAAAAUCGCAACACAGUGAACUGCGCGAUGUGAUCAUUAAGUCAAAUGGAUCGGGCAUGGUUUUGGAUCAGCAAAAAGUGGAUCAAUACAUCAAGGCGAUGUCAUUAAAUGGCAGUGAGAAGGUGAACAAUGAAAAACUUGCUGCCAUGUGGAUGUAUGCCGCACAUAUGGGCAGCCUUCCGCCACCCACUGUGCGCAAACUGACGCCGCCAUCACGCUCCAUAAUGCUUAUUCCAGCCACAGCCGCCGCUGGCAAUGGGAUGCCACCCCCGCCGCCCACACGUUUGCCUCCUGCACCGCCGGGCAUGGGAGCUGGCAUGCUGCUGCCAGUGCCGCCGCCUCCACAAUAUCGUGGCAUGACACUGCCUCCGUACAUGCGACCCAGCUCGAUGCUCUAUGCACAUCCGGCCAGUUUAACGGGCACGUAUCGCACACACAAAAGCACCAAGUCAGCGGAGAUGAAUGGCCAGCGUCGACGUCGUCGUGCCGGCAAAUCGGAUGCAAAUCGCCGUCAGCGUCGCAAAUCCGAGGCGGAUGUGCUCGAUGGUGCGCCAAAUUUCCAAUACACGGGUCUGGAUCGCGCCAUUGCCGACAGUUUCUUGGCACGCCAGGAACAGUCGCAGGCGGGCAGUCACAUCGAUUACUCGUCCUCGACAUCAUCAGCCAACAGUGAUGCCUACGGCAACCAGACAGCUGCCGGUUCGCGUCCAUCGUCCAAGUCGAAGAUUGUGUGCCGCGAUGUGGUUAUGUGAGCUCACAGUGCUUGACACAAUCGACUUUUGUAAAUAGUUUACCAUUUCCGUUUCCCCUCUAUUUUUU
Drosophila nasuta is the source of this 2742-nucleotide messenger RNA. RefSeq lists its product as uncharacterized. Lineage: Eukaryota; Metazoa; Arthropoda; Insecta; Diptera; Drosophilidae. The transcript is spliced from 6 exons. Bases 795 to 2675 code for a protein of 626 amino acids. The record is from RefSeq and is a predicted model, not a curated record. Gene Ontology annotation, cellular component: membrane.